AUGGCUCCCCACGCAACUGAAAACGGCACCGAUGCCACGUCCUCAUCGGGUGGCCUCGACUUCACCACCUUCUCCAACGUGAUUGACGGCAAGCUCACGUCCACCGAAAAGACUCGCCAUGGAAUCAACCCCGCCACCGGGAACCCGAACCCCGAGGUGCCCGUCUCGACGCCUGAGGAUGUGGACGAGGCCGUAGCAGCGGGCAAGAGGGCGUUCAAGACAUGGGCCAAGACACCGUACGCGGAGAGGCAGAAGGCAAUGCUUGCAUUUGCGGACGCCCUGGAGAAAGAGAGAGACGGAUUUGCGAAGAUGUUGACGCAGGAGCAAGGGAAGCCACUUCAUUUUGCCUACUUUGAGAUGGACUUCACACUUCAGAUCAUCCGAACCAUGGCAAACCUAGAGCUUCCUACCGAAGAGAUUGUCGACGAAGCCGAUCGGAAGAUCAUUGUUCGGUACACUCCGCUCGGGGUGACCGUGGGCAUUGUCCCAUGGAACUAUCCUGUCUUGCUGUGCUGCUCCAAAAUUGCCCCAUGCGUCGUCACGGGCAACCCCAUCAUCAUCAAGCCGUCCCCGUUCACCCCCUAUGGCGGACUGAAGUUGGUGGAAUUGGCGCAGAGAUUCUUCCCACCGGGUGUCGUCCAAGCCGUCAGCGGAGACGACAACCUUGGCCCGUGGUUGACGGCUCAUCCUGGUCCUGCAAAGAUUAGCUUUACAGGCUCCAGCGCCACUGGUAAGAAAGUCAUGGAGUCAGCGAGCAAGACGCUCAAGCGUGUUACAUUGGAGCUUGGUGGGAAUGAUCCUGCCGUCAUCUGUGACGACGUGAACGUUGACGAAGUUGCUCCAAAGAUUGCGACCCUCGCUUUUCUGAACUCUGGCCAGAUCUGUCUGGCUCUCAAACGUAUCUUUGUGCACGAGAAGAUCUUUGACCAAUUCCGAGACAAGAUGGUCGAAUACACCAAGACUUUGAAACUCGGCGAAGGCUUCGAGAAGGAUGUCUUCCUUGGCCCAAUCCAAAAUUCUAUGCAGUACGAGCGGGUCAAGGGCUUCUUCAAUGAUAUUGAGAAGGAACAGUACAACGUUGCGAUUGGCGGCAAAAACCCUGAUGGGCCGGGAUAUUUCAUCACGCCGACAAUCAUCGACCGUCCAAAGGAGGACUCGAGGCUGGUUGUCGAAGAACCAUUCGGCCCCAUCGUACCUCUCUUGAGCUUCAGCACCGACGAAGAAGCCAUCGAAAAGGCCAAUAACACCACGUACGGGCUUGGUGCUUCCGUGUGGUCGGGCAACAUCGAACGAGCUUCAAAGAUUGCCCAGGAGCUUGAAGCCGGCAAUGUGUGGGUGAAUACUCAUUUCGAGCUUGAUGCAAGAGCACCGUUUGGUGGCCACAAGGAGAGUGGCAUCGGGACCGAGUUUGGUGUCGGUGGGUUGAAGUCGUACUGCAACUCGCAGACCUUGUACUUGAAGAAGUGA
Fonsecaea erecta is the source of this 1467-nucleotide messenger RNA. RefSeq lists its product as hypothetical. The record is from RefSeq and is a predicted model, not a curated record. The transcript is spliced from 6 exons. NCBI's taxonomy places the organism in Eukaryota, Fungi, Ascomycota, Eurotiomycetes, Chaetothyriales, Herpotrichiellaceae. The coding region runs from base 1 to 1467 and encodes 488 amino acids. Gene Ontology annotation, molecular function: aldehyde dehydrogenase (NAD+) activity.